Molecule: messenger RNA, 1238 nt
Organism: Orbicella faveolata
Lineage: Eukaryota; Metazoa; Cnidaria; Anthozoa; Scleractinia; Merulinidae
Product: DENN domain-containing protein 3-like
Biological process (GO): regulation of Rab protein signal transduction
Cellular component (GO): cytoplasmic vesicle
Molecular function (GO): protein binding
Source: RefSeq, a predicted model, not a curated record
AAGUCCCUGAAAAAUUGAAUUUUACUGCCAGGUGUCUCAACACUUUUGUGCCCAUUGUAGUUCAUUGUCUUGGUAUUGCAUUCUUCCACAGAGAACAAUUUCCUCUCAUUAGGCAAUAUAGUACACCUGUUAAUUACCUGAAAAGGGAUGUUGUUGACUUCUCCUGUCAAAAAUGAACCAGUGUGUAACCUGGAAUGGACAAGCAUCCCUUCUAGCUCGGUAAUGCAGUAUAGCCAGUACUUUUAUUGCUGCAGAAACUUGCCUGAUGAGCCACAAACAGAAAACGUGCAAUUAAUUUUGACUAGAAGCAUGCACCUGCAUGUGUUUAAAACAAAAGCACCUGUGUUCCUAAAACAGGGAAUGUAUAGUAGAAAUGAGGUCCUCAGAGGGGGACCUUUUUUCAACAUCUGUGUUUAAUUUUGGUAAGGCACUAGGUUUUGCAUGCUUGUACUAAUUAUAUUAUACUACUCACUCUUGAUAGCUGUAUGAAUUGGACAGGCAUCGGACUUUCAACUCAUCAGAUUUGAGCUGGAUGAUAUUUAACAUUUAAAUUAUUUAAUAUGUUUCAGUUGAAAACGACACAAUGGACAGUCACUUCAGCAAGUUACGGGACAGUCUGAUUGAGAUCUGUGUUGUGGUGGGCAUGGAUCAGGAUACAGGGCUUGUGCAAACCUCAUCACCUGAGAGCAGAAAGGUCUCAAAAGCCAAUAAAACUGACCCUCACCUAUUUAGCAAAAUGUUUGAGACCCACGUAUUGGCUGCAUUGUCUGGAGAAGUUGCCUCAUUUCCAUAUACAACAUCUGAAUUUGAUGGGGAGCCAUUUUAUCCUACUUUUGGAGUUUUGUGUAGUCCAGGUAAAGGGGGAAAUACAAACCGGCGUCGUCGAGGAUCAUUCAGAGUCAGUGCAGCAGAGUUGCCACUGGCACAAGAUGUCAUCAACAGCUUGCCACCACUUUGUUUUCCUGGUGAGAUGAAAAUCUAAUUGAUGAGAAGAAUCAUUUUGCAAGUUAGAGAUAUUCCUGUCUAUUUUUCAACAGAACUUGCAGCAACCCUGUCAAAGAAACUUGUAGAAGUGCUUAGGCAUAACAACAGAAGUACUGUUAGUACUAGCAAUAGAAAGUAAAAGCCAGAAUUGACAGUAAAGACUGUUGAGGUAUUUGGGCUUACAAUAGUCUUAAGUGAACAACACCUGUUUACUUCAAGAUGCCAUCUUUAAUAACCAACAUGCAUCUCACACG